Molecule: messenger RNA, 1857 nt
Organism: Cynoglossus semilaevis (tongue sole)
Lineage: Eukaryota; Metazoa; Chordata; Actinopteri; Pleuronectiformes; Cynoglossidae
Gene: mapk12b
Product: mitogen-activated protein kinase 12b
Exons: 12
Coding region: 399-1481 (360 amino acids)
Biological process (GO): protein phosphorylation
Molecular function (GO): MAP kinase activity; ATP binding
Source: RefSeq, a predicted model, not a curated record
UCAGUGACGACAGAUGUUUGUUUGGGGUUUUUUCCUAAUCUCCACAUUGUGGACACACCCUUCGAUCGCCCUGGACGACCAGUGCGUAAGUGCGUGUGUGUGUGUGUGUGUGUGUGUGUGUGUUGGGGUCGCGCGGUGAGAGUUCCCCCCGUGUCACCAGCUCAGCCGGUGGUGGGCUGAUUUAUCUGGAGGAAUUUUACGCAAACACCGGAGUCGACCAGGCGGAUCAGACACAGCGUCCUACAACAGGAAGAGGUCCUCACGAGUGUUCGGGAUUAUUUUUUUAAAAAAAAAGAAAGAAAAAGAAAAGAAAAUUAAAAAAGUUUUCUUCACAUGACCGGAUUUAUCCAGGUUACAGUUGUCCCACCCUGACCGCAGCCUCAGUUCUUCAGUUGGCCAUGGCGGUGCGCUCACGGACCGGGUUUUACCGGCAGGAGGUCAACAGGACCGUGUGGGAGGUUCCGGAGCGGUACCGGGACUUGAAGCAGAUCGGGACGGGAGCCUAUGGAACCGUGUGCUCAGCCUGGGACCGACGUUCAGCGACGCAGGUCGCCAUCAAGAAGCUGCACCGACCAUUUCAGACCAAACUCUUCGCCAAAAGAGCGUACAGAGAGCUGCGGCUGCUCAAACACAUGAAGCACGAAAAUGUGAUUGGACUGCUGGACGUUUUCACAGCGGAGAUCGCACUGGACCGGUUACGUGACUUUUACCUGGUGAUGCCGUUUAUGGGCACUGACCUCGGCAAGUUGAUGAAGCUGGAGCGCCUGACGGAGGACAGGGUGCAGUUCCUGGUCUAUCAGAUGAUGAGGGGCCUGAAGUACAUCCACUCCGCAGGGAUCAUUCACAGGGACCUCAAGCCUGGAAAUUUGGCCAUAAAUCCAGACUGCGAGUUAAAGAUCCUUGACUUCGGCCUGGCGAGGCAGGCGGACGCAGAAAUGACCGGCUACGUUGUGACUCGCUGGUACAGGGCACCAGAGGUCAUCCUCAACUGGAUGCACUACACUCAGACUGUGGAUAUCUGGUCCGCGGGCUGCAUCAUGGCCGAGAUGCUGCUGGGAAAACCGCUGUUCAAGGGAAACGACCACCUGGACCAGCUGAGAGAAAUCAUGAAGAUCACAGGAACUCCAGCGGCCGACUUUGUUGUGAAGCUACAAAGCCAAGACGCCAAAAACUACAUCAGGAGUUUACCUAAAGUGCCGAAAAAGGACUUACACUCCAUUUUCUCUAAAGCCAGCUCCAACGCGGUGUGUGUCCUGGAGAAGAUGCUGCUCCUGGACCCUGAGCAGAGGGUGAGUGCCUCGGAGGCGCUGGAGCUGCCGUUCUUCAGCGAGUUCAGGGACACGGACGAGGAGACAGAGGCGCUGCCGUACGACCAGACCAUCGACAACAUGGACCUGCAGCUGGACCAGUGGAAACGUCACACGUUCACAGAGAUCCUGACCUUCAGGCCGCCCAAAGACCCCAGGGAGACGUCACUUUAACAGCCUCGAAGAACAGCGCCACCACCACCGCCACCACUCUUGACCCCGCUCUCUAGCGCCCUCAGGACAUGUGUGUAUUUGUACAGAAGUAAUAAUAAUUCCUGUUGCGUUGGCGUCUACUGAACUGAGUUCCAGAAGGUCAGGAGUCUCUGACUACGGUCGUGUGUUUCUACAUCCUUUUUUAAAAAAGGAAGUACAAAUUUUAACGUUUUGCAAUUUGUCAAUUGUACAGCAGUGUUCUUUCUACAUGCAUUUCAUUUUUGUUAUUAAAAAUGGGUUAUUUUCAUUUUGUUUGAUACCAAAGGGCGAGGCCACACCGUAAAUAAUAUGGUUGGUUUGAGGUUGAUUUUUGUCUUAUAAAGCAUUUUCUUUUUAA